Molecule: messenger RNA, 3314 nt
Organism: Onthophagus taurus
Lineage: Eukaryota; Metazoa; Arthropoda; Insecta; Coleoptera; Scarabaeidae
Gene: Pde8
Product: Phosphodiesterase 8
Biological process (GO): signal transduction; regulation of DNA-templated transcription
Molecular function (GO): 3',5'-cyclic-nucleotide phosphodiesterase activity
Source: RefSeq, a predicted model, not a curated record
CGAUCACUCUUCCCAGUUUUCGUCACGGUCUACAUCAAAUAGACGUAUAAAAUUUAAAAUAAGCAAUUUGAGAAAAAGAUUAAUUAACAAAAAAAAAUUGAGUGAAAUUAUUAAUUGUGAUGUCGCGUUUUUAUUUAUAUAAAAUUUCAAUAAAAUGAAAUCAUCGUUUUUGGACUUGUUGUGUUGUAGAUCGAUAAGAGAUCCUGGCGUUUUUACAACCGGCCCCGGUUAUUAUCGUAGGAAAACUAUGAAAAUGGAUGAUUUAAGUGUGAAACAGUUAACCGCGAAUGAAAUUAACGGUGAAAAUAGUAUGGGUGUUGAAAAAAAUUUUGAAAAAAAAUUAAAGACUAUUACUAAAGAAUCUGGCGGUCAUCAAAGUAUUUUAAAAUCUUACGAGAAAAGUCAUUAUGAUAUCAGACAACAUCACUUGAUACCACCAAAUAGAAGUCCAUUAUUGAUUUUAAUUGUAAGCAGUCAAUAUGAUAAUUCAAUGGAAGCUUUAUCGAGGGCAACCGAAAAACUCGGCCACGAAAUAACAUUUUGCGAUUGUUAUGAUACGGCCUUAGAAGAAUUCCAAUCGAAAUCGCACGAUCUCAUUUUUGUUGAUACGAGGAACCCAAAAUUGGAAUACGACACUCUAUGUAGGUCAAUAAGAAACAGUCGGAAUAGUCCAAAUGUGGCGUUAAUAGCUGUUGUUAAAAAAGGGGUGUUUGAAAAAGAUGAAAUUACGGUUUCUUCACUUUUAGAAUCAGGAUUUAAUAGGUGUAUUACAGAAAACACGAACUCUACUGUUUGGUAUAAUGAACUUCUACAAAUAACGCAAUCGGAUGUGAGAAAUUUAGCGUUACAAGCCACCACGAAAGCUCUUUACGUCGCUUUAGAUAAAUGCAAAGAUUUGGUGCUGGUCACCGAUGAAUCCUGUCGAAUGCAAUAUAUAAAUUCGUCUGGUGAAUACAAUUUAGGAUACAGAUAUGAAGAGAUUUUAGGUAAAACGUUACAAGAAUAUUUAUCAGCCGAUCCCUCGCAAAUAGUGUCGAUGACGAAUAAAUUAUUAAAAAUGCGAGCAUGGACCGGGCAGUUAAUGUUGAAAAGAAAAGCGACAGAAAGUGUAUUAACUUUUUAUUGUCAGGCUACACCAAUUGUUUGUGCUGGAAGACUUCCAACGCAUUUUGUUUUGGUUUUCGAUCAUAGUGGUCAUCAUUUAGAACAAAGACAGAGUCGUGGCAGCAUACAUAGUUUAAGAAAAGCUUCUUUGGAUGUUCGAAGUUUAAAUAGCGAUUACCAAAAUCGGAGGGUUUCUAUGGCUAAACUUAGUGCGUUACCUUUAGAAGCACCGAUAACAAAGAUAAUAACAUUAAUAACUCAAGCACAAGACAUGGCAGGUCAAAAUAAUCAAUUAACCACAGCUUUAGAUAAAGUUGUGGAUUUAUUAAGAUGUACCGAGUUAUAUUCGCCGCAAAUGAAAGUCGAUCAAUAUGUUAAAUCAGCAGAUGAACCAGUUACUGCGGAUUUAAUAGGCGCUUUAUUAUCUAAUCCUAAUCCUUUAUCUUACGCUUCAAGAAGAAGUAGUAAUGAUUCAUCGAUAUACAGGUCAUCUGCGAAAACAUUGAGUAAAAUUAAAGUGCCGGCACAAAUAAGGGAAUUAUUGGAUUUUGCAUUAGCUUGGGAUUUCGAUAUCAUGCGUUUAGAAGAAUUAACAAAUAAACAUCCUUUGGCUAAUUUAGGAAUAACGCUUUUUAAUCAUUUCGAUGUCGCCGCAACUUUAAAUGUGGACGAAAAAAUCUUGCACAAUUUUUUGAUUUUAAUCGAAUCGAAAUAUCGCAGUGAAAAUAGUUAUCAUAAUUCAACUCAUGCUGCCGAUGUAAUGCAGGCCGUUGCUGCGUAUAUGGAAAGAGAUCGUUUAAAACAAAUUAUGGACCCAAUUGAUGAAGCUACCGCUUUAAUAGCUGCAGCUUGUCACGAUGUUGAUCAUCCGGGACGUUCGAGCAAUUUUCUUUGUAAUAGUCAUCAUCCUUGGGCUAUUUUAUAUAACGAUGUUACUGUUUUGGAGAAUCAUCAUGCUGCUAUUACAUUCCAAUUAGCUUUUUCUGAUGAUAGAGUGAAUAUUUUCAAAAAUUUGGAUAAGGAGACUUAUAAAACAGCGAGGCAAAAUAUAAUUGAUAUGAUUCUAGCGACUGAAAUGACGAAGCAUUUUGAACAUUUAACGAAAUUUGUUAGUGGAUUUUCCACUAAAUCUGGUGGGGGUCCGGACGAAGAAGAGCCAAAAGAUGAUAUUACUCAAGAUCCUGAAACGCACAUGGUUCUAAUACGGAGAAUGAUGAUUAAAUGCGCAGACGUUUCAAAUCCAACGAGGCCAUUUGGUUUAUGUGUAGAGUGGGCGAGAAGAAUAACGGAGGAAUAUUUUCAGCAAACGGACGAAGAAAAAUCUAAAGGACUUCCAAUUUUAAUGCCAAUGUUCGAUCGAUACACUUGCUCUAUACCAAAAGCGCAAAUUGGAUUUGUUGAUUAUAUCAUUAACGAUAUGAUGGAAGCUUGGAAUGCUUACAUUGAUUAUCCCGAAUUAGUAACAUAUAUGCGUCAAAAUUAUAUAAAAUGGAAAGAAUUUGACGAGCAAGGUUUUUCGACGUUAAAUGAUAUAAAAAAGUUGCAAUUAGCUUUAAUCGGGACUAAAACAGGAACUCAUACGUUAAACGAAUGAUGUAAAAGAUCACGUCACAGUGUGGACGUGAGCGAUUUAAAAAAUUAUCGAAAAUCAACAGAAAAAACGCUUAUUGUGGAUAUAGCGGUAAAAAACUAUGGUUAAUCCGUAAAUAAUGAGAAUUGUUAUAUGAAAUAUUUUUAAAUGUGUGUGAAUGUCUUUUAUGUAAAAGGACCAAAGACUUCAAAAAAGAAAAAACCAAAAAAUGAAAAAAAAAAUAAUAAAUAAAUGGGAAAAUAAUGAAGAUUUUUAUAAAGAUUGUUGCAUGCUGGACGUGCUUCUGCAAUUUUUAACCUAUCUAUAUAUAUUAAAAUAACUAAAUUAUUUUUAAUUAUUUAUUAGUCGAUAAGUGUAAAGAAUAAUAAUAAAAAAAGAACUAAGUGUAAAAGAUGUAUUCUUCUAUAAUCUGACUGUCCAUAAAUGUGUUAAUAAUGAUAAAUUAAUAAUAAUAAAAGAAAUAUUUAAAUGAAAAUUAUACAAAAAUAUAACAUGAUGAUGUCGUAAAGAUGUAAAUAUUUUUAAGAAAAACAAUUAUUUUAAAAAGGGAAUAUAUCUGACAAUCUUCGAAAUGUUACUUCAUAUGUGUACAAAAAUAUAAAUAAAGAAAUUAUUCAAA